This is a messenger RNA of Metarhizium acridum CQMa 102, 489 nucleotides long. The record is from RefSeq and is a predicted model, not a curated record. Lineage: Eukaryota; Fungi; Ascomycota; Sordariomycetes; Hypocreales; Clavicipitaceae.
AUGCCUCAUAGGAUCGACACACCCCCCCUCCCCCCGCCUCCCCCUUCCUCUUCUUCCCCCCAGGCCCCCAGGUCCCCCAUAGAGGAUGAUUAUUUCGACAUACACCGCUAUUACUACGAAUUGGACCGUUACUACGUAUUCGCAGAUGACUCGGAUUACAAUUACUCCGAAUCCGACGAUUCCGAAUACGACGGCCCCGAACAGCCAGAUGAUGAAGGCGCAGAUGACGAAACGUAUGAGGUACCACGCAAUUUCAGCAUCAGAUUAUGGGUAGAAGACCUGUCGCAAUUUACCAAUGUGAGAGCCCAGGUGGAUUCACUGUUCUUUCCAACCAGUAUCCAAGUCCAAAAAUAUCUAAACUAUGAUUCCCUCUUUUCCGUCGUGUUAACAUGGGAUGAUGUUGAAUAUGAUGGUCAACCACUUGAUCCCUUUGUCGCUGAGGAGCAGAUUCUUGAACACCAUUCGGGUAGAAUUAGAUUUACUGAGUGA